CGCGUCUGCAUUUCUUUAGUUGGUUUUGUUAAAAAUCGUUUCUUUGUCACAACCACAAAACCCCCCCAAGAACAAUAAGUCAGAAGGCUGGCUGGCUCCUCAGAAAACGAGCGAGGAAAAAAAAGGCAAAAAAAAAAAAAAGCGGACAUAUGAUGGUAAUGGGAAGGUGCUUGUCGUGAAGAAGAUGUAACCGAGCAAAGCAGAGAGAGAGAGAGUGUGUGUGUGGGUCUGCCUGCCUGACUAAGCUUCGGCGUGUAUCGGGAGACGGGUCUUUCUUUUCUUUAAUUAUCAUGUUUAUGGGGGGGUAGAGAGAGACAUAAACCAACCAAUGUAAUGUCAGAAGAACCAAGAACGCAAAGCAAGCCUAGAGAGAGACACACAGACAUACAUUUGGUAAAACAGCUUUGGGGGACUUUAAUUUUGGCUUUGGUUGGAUUCUUGGCAUUCAAUAUCUAAUCUUUAUGCAGUUCUUUGGUAGGAAACUGCUCAAUAAUGACCCAUUACUUUCCCUCCCUCUGUCUGUCUGUCUCUCUCUCUGGGUCCAUUUUCCCCUAAAUUAGUGGUUACUGACCUCUUUUUAAUCCUCUUCUUUGGUUCUGUCUGGAUUUUAUCUUCUCAUUCUCACCCCCUUCUUCUGCAUCCAAGACCUUGCUUUGCCUCUUCUUGGUAGCUGGUGUUUCUGUUUCCAUUUCUUUUAAAUUGCUAUCAAAUUCUCCUGAGAAAGUGAAGGAGUUUGUUGUGAAGCUUAGAUUAAACGCCUUUAUUUUUUUAUUUUUUUUUCUGGAGGCGUUGAUUUUAGAUCGGUCAGCUUGCUCUGAAGCAUCUCAAAGACAUUCUCGGAGCUGACUUUGAGAAGUGGAAGUUGAUUAGACAUAUAUAUCUCAGCCCUAAUGCAAGGGCAGAGAAGUGCAAUAAGUUCCUUGCCAGAAGCUCUUGAUAUUGAUCUUCCAUCUUCUUCUUCUUCUUCUUCUUCUUCUUCAAGCAAUGGCAUGAAUAGUCAUCAGCUUUGUUGGAAUACUACACAUAGUUCAUCAGAGGGCCAAAUUUCACGGGGUAUGGUACCGCCUAGUGAUCAAAUGGCAUUUUUGAACUCAGUUAAUCAUGAGCGGCAGAACCUGCUGGGCAGCAGCAUACCUGAGCGUGGUUCUAGCAGUUCAUUUCAUGAGGUUGGUAGUAGUGAGUGGAAAGAGGAACAUGGAUGGUUGUCUUCAGCAGGAUUUUCUGGUGGUUCUGGUCCACUUAUUGAAGAUCAUCAAAGAAGUGCCAACAAUAGAAGAUUCUUGUUAGAUGAUGUCAGCGUGAAUCCGCUGAUGAUUCAAAGUUCUCGUUCUAGUUGGAUUGGGCAGAACCUAAACCUGAAUGCAGGUCAUGGCAGUGAUAGUUCUUUUUCUGAGUCUCCAAGUUUAUACUCGUUGACUGGACUCAAUGGUCAACAACUUCCUCCCGCUGGUUGCUCUGAUCCUUUCAUGAUACCUCCAGGGCAUGGUAAAUGUAUUGUGGGAGAGAAUGAUGGUGGACAAGGUGGCUCAUUGGAUAUCAGGCACAUACCUUGUAAAAGAAAGUCUCUUGAAGGACAUGUUGGUCAAUCUUCUAUUGGUGAAAGCCCUCAUUUUCUUGAAGUGGAAGAAACUAGUGCACAGCAUGCUACUUCUGCUCACAGUAACAUCAGCACUAACUCAAAUAUGUCUCAUGUGUCAGAACAGGCAGAUCCACGACUAGGGUCAAGCGUGAGUCAUGUGACAGGAAUAGUUUCUCAUGGUCCUCCUUAUACAAGCGUUUCGGAAAGUGCGGAAACCUCACAGAGAAGUUCUCGCCUGAGGAUCAAUUCUUCUAUGCACAACUGUCCAAACUCUUCCAUCAUACACCCUAUGGGAGGUGCUCUUAGCAACUCCAAUGUCUUGUCUACCUCCCAGUCAUCAAGAUUGAUUUCAGUUGACCAUUCCUUGGACUUGCCUUUGGCACCUGGAUCUAGCAACGUCAAUGUCCAAGACCAGCCUGAUAUGCUUGAUCUGCCUUCUUGGCCAUACCCUGAACAAUCAAUUAGGUGGAGCAGAGGUUCUAUCACUAGACCUGGCACUUCAUCUAGUUCAGCUUUCUCUAGAAACAGAGGUGAUGAGCUGCAAGAAGCCAGCUUGGGCAGGUUUUCAAGAAAUAUUGGGAGACACCCUAUGUAUCUACCUGCUAGUGAAUUGAGAACUUUGGUUCAAGGACCAGUAUCUGGAGAUAUACCGGGUGGAAGUAGUGCAAUUCCAAGAAGUACCACAUAUACUACUCAGGCUGGAUCCAGUACAUCUGUCCCUCAAUCAUCUCAACCUAACUCGGUGCCUCAUCGCAGUCGUCAUUCCCAGUACCCCCGAAGAUUAUCUGAAUACGUCCGCAGAUCGUUGUUAGCUUCCAUUGGGAGCGAGACGGAUCAUAGCAGCCAUUCUUCAGAUGUUUCAGGCCAUUCUGCUUUCUCACAAGAUGUUGUUCUUUCAUCCGGGUCUCGUAACCAGGGUCAUCGUCGGUCAUUCCCCAGGUCAGCACCUUGGAUGGAAAGACAUGGUGAUGCACUAGGAAUUCCGUACUCAGUGCGAACUUUGGCUGCGGCAAGUGAAGGGCGAAGAAGGCUUGUUUCAGAGAUUCGGAGUGUGUUGGAUCAUAUGCACCAGGGAGAGGGCUUACGUCUUGAGGAUGUCAUGAUUCUCGAUCAAUCAGUAUUCCUUGGGGUAGCUGAUAUUCAUGAUCGGCAUGGGGACAUGCGGCUUGAUGUCGAUAACAUGUCUUAUGAGGAAUUAUUGGCAUUGGAAGAACGCAUUGGAAACGUCAGCACUGGGCUGAGCGAGGAAGCCGUAUUAGCUCGCAUGAAGCAGCGCAAAUACACAGUUCUAGUUUGCAUGGACGUGGAGGCUGAAGCCUGUUGCAUUUGUCAGGAGUUGUACAACGAGGGAGAGGGUGUUGGGACUCUGGAAUGUGGGCAUGAUUUCCACACUGACUGCAUAAAGCAAUGGCUGAUGCACAAGAACUUGUGCCCCAUCUGUAAAAUGACGGGUCUGACCAUGUGAGAUGGGGCCCGUCAUUUUUUCUGCUGAUGUCUUGAUGAUGUUUGGCCAGAUGAGGGAAAGGUACUCAUAGCAUCUCAGCAGUUCACAGAAUUAUAUAUGGAGUCAGCGCAUGCCUGGAAUGGGCGUGGAAGAUCUGAAGAAACAUAUAAAAGUUGCAUAUCCUUCGAAGGUAGCUAUCUAUUGCUUAGCAGUUAGCACUAAGAUGGUGGCAUCUCUGAGGGGACCGGUGAAUCGUAUUAGUCUUCGAAAAAUAAGCUGCUGCGCAGCAUUUGCGCAUAGACGGCCUUGUUUGGCUCCGGCUAUAAAAGGGUGUUAAACUCCACCUGUACUGGAAAAAAUGGAGCACUCCAAUUUGCAUCGAAACGGAAGCAUUGAGACUCUUGUUCAUGCAUGCCCUAUUUUUUUCUUGCUAGAAUUUGUGGAAAACAAGAUUCAUGUUUCUUCCAUGUUACCGAGUUAAGAGCGUGCUUCACUGUCUAAGAAAUGGAGUGUGUUUCCUUGA
Molecule: messenger RNA, 3546 nt
Organism: Rhodamnia argentea
Lineage: Eukaryota; Viridiplantae; Streptophyta; Magnoliopsida; Myrtales; Myrtaceae
Product: probable E3 ubiquitin-protein ligase RHG1A
Exons: 6
Coding region: 891-3044 (717 amino acids)
Molecular function (GO): ubiquitin protein ligase activity
Source: RefSeq, a predicted model, not a curated record